GACAUGUUGGCUCUUGGGGAGCUGGCACUGAGCCAUCAUGGACGCUCGUAAACAACAACAGCGUCAAGUUGAAGUCGACUGGCUGUGAGCGGCGGCCUUGCUGUCUGCCGCGGCUUUUUUUGGUGAGAGCACAGCAAACAUACCCCGACGUGCUUUUCCAACAAUGCGCCGUGUGUUGGCUUGACUGACUGCUAUCCAUCUGGUUGGACUUCCCUUUCUUCAUCUGUGUCAUAUAGCUUAAUACAGCCAUGUCUUCCCAGCAGCCCAACAGCUCAGCCCCCAACAGCCCCACCAAUGUUAUUGGUUCCCCAUUUUCAGUCAUCAGUCCCUCUAUCAACUCUUCAAUGGUAUCUCCCUCUCUGGGAUUUGGACCCAUAAGCCACAGCCAGAUGACACCUUCAGGCGCCAUGUCAGGGAUGCACUCGAUCAGCAGCUCCGAAGACAUCAAGCCUCCAUUCGGCCUGAGGCCUAUGUCGGCUCACAGUCCGGGAAUCAUGUUGUCCCAGAAGCGCCUUUGCGUCAUCUGUGGAGACCGCUCAUCUGGCAAGCACUAUGGCGUGUACAGCUGCGAGGGCUGCAAAGGUUUUUUUAAAAGGACAGUUCGCAAAGAUCUGAGCUACACGUGCAGGGACAACAAACAGUGCCUGGUGGACAAACGCCAGCGCAAUCGCUGCCAGUACUGCCGCUACCAGAAGUGCCUGGCCAUGGGCAUGAAGAGGGAAGCGGUCAAACAUGUAAGGUGGAAUAAAGAAGAUGGAAAGGAUGAGGGGUGGAUGACGGUGCAGGAGGAGCGCCAGAGGAACCGGGAGCGGGAGGGAGAGCUGGAGUUCAGCAUGAGCAUUAAUGAGGAGAUGCCGGUGGAGAAGAUACUGGAGGCGGAGACUGCUGUGGAGCAGAAGACUGAGCUGCACUCUGAUGGAGGCUCUGCGGGCAACUCGCCCCACGAUGCAGUCACCAACAUCUGUCAGACUGCAGACAAACAGCUGUUUGCCCUGGUGGAGUGGGCCAAGAGAAUCCCUCACUUCUGCGAGCUGCCUCUCGAUGACCAGGUCAUACUCCUGCGUGCAGGUUGGAACGAGCUUCUCAUCGCCUCCUUCUCCCACCGCUCCAUUGCCCUGAAGGACGGCGUUCUUCUUACCUCCGAGCUGCAGCGUGAGGGUGUUGGAGGUGCAGGAGUCGGAGCUAUUUUUGACAGGGAGAGUGUGCAGAGUGCAGAGGUCAGUGCCAUAUUUGACAGGGUCCUCACUGAGCUGGUCAACAAGAUGAGAGAUAUGCAAAUGGACAAGACGGAGCUGGGCUGCCUUCGCGCCAUUGUGCUCUUCAACCCAGAUGCAAAAGGUCUGUCCAACACGGGGGAGGUGGAGCUGCUCAGAGAGAAAGUCUAUGCUUCCCUGGAGGCCUACUGCAAGCAGAAGUACCCCGAGCAGCAGGGCAGGUUUGCCAAGCUUCUCCUGCGACUCCCCGCUCUGCGCUCCAUCGGCCUGAAGUGUUUGGAGCACCUGUUCUUCUUCAAGCUGAUCGGCGACACGCCCAUUGACACUUUCCUAAUGGAGAUGCUUGAAGCCCCUCAUCAGCUGUCCUAGAAAGCAGACUGUGGUGAGCUGUAAAGAAGCGUGGGACUGGAGUGUGGCACUUUAACUUUUGGAAAGAUAUGUCCGCUUGUCUCACUGCUAUCUGGGUUCCACUUCUUCUUUUUUGUGAUAUUUAGUGCUGCACAGAAUUGCUCUCUGUAGACCAAACCCGAUGCUCAGCAUGAUCUUCAAGCUGGUGCUAAGUGUUAAACUUCAUGGUGGAUUGAAAGAAGUCUUUUUAAACUUCCCUCACAGGCUAUAUACCAUUUUCUAUAAGCUUUUUAGACACGGCUUAAGUCAUCCCUUUUAAAUGGAACCAGAUGGCAAGCAUGAGUUGAAGACCUAGUCUUCUUUUUAGUCAUUUCUAUUCACCACGGCUGUCCAAAGGCUGCAAAGCUCCGCCUCUUAGGCAAGAUGAAAUCUGAGCAGAGGCGGAGCGAUUGCUGCCGACGUUUAGACUCGUUUACGCCCUUUUUUUUCUAAGUCAAAUCACUUGACUGUUUUUUAUUUCUAAAAAGAUCAACGCCCGCCAGCUAAACGUGGCGUUUGGUGCUAUUUCAGAGAAAACCGCCACAUUAUUUGGUUUGAAAACUUGACACCUAAGAGGAUAUGCAAAAUAUGACCUUUUUUAUUUUUGGUAAAAAAAAUGUAGCAAUAUAAAAUGUUAAAAGUGCGUCAGAGCUUUCUGCCUUUCACUCAUUCAGGGUUUUACAAAGUAAAUCACGUCUGAUGGAAAGGGAAUAUUCCAUUUUGUAAUUUAUACAAUUGUGAGGUACUGUGCAAAAGCAAUUGUUCAGGGAACAUGUAUAUUGGUUUGAAUUAUGAUCAGGAGAUACAAAUUAUAAAAUUCUUAGACCUGUGCCCCCCUCCUUUUUUUUUUUUUUAGUUUUCGGCUAGCAGAACAUGUGUUGGGUUGCACUGGAUUUGCUGACAGUGUUUUAGUUGGUGUUUCUUUUAUGCUCCAUUGUAUUUCCUUCCAGCAUUCUUUCCUUUUUGCUAGGUAGCUGUCCUGUUCCUUGUAUUGUCUCUGCAGUUUAUUCAUCACCGUCACGUUUAGGUCCAGAGCACCUCGAAACAAAACAAGAGGCCGCAAAUAAACACCGUUGAUAAACGAGACCUCCAGGUGCUCUUGAACACACACGGACUUGAAGCAUGAGUUGUGUGGUGGACUUAAAAUAAACAUAAAACUUUA
This is a messenger RNA of Entelurus aequoreus (snake pipefish), 2763 nucleotides long. RefSeq names its product retinoid x receptor, beta b (gene rxrbb). NCBI's taxonomy places the organism in Eukaryota, Metazoa, Chordata, Actinopteri, Syngnathiformes, Syngnathidae. Gene Ontology annotation, cellular component: nucleus; RNA polymerase II transcription regulator complex. The record is from RefSeq and is a predicted model, not a curated record. Gene Ontology annotation, molecular function: nuclear receptor activity; retinoic acid-responsive element binding; zinc ion binding. Gene Ontology annotation, biological process: anatomical structure development; retinoic acid receptor signaling pathway; positive regulation of transcription by RNA polymerase II. The transcript is spliced from 12 exons. Bases 249 to 1583 code for a protein of 444 amino acids.